Coccinella septempunctata (seven-spotted ladybird) is the source of this 2280-nucleotide messenger RNA. Its product is annotated as dystrophin-related protein 2-like. The record is from RefSeq and is a predicted model, not a curated record. The transcript is spliced from 12 exons. Gene Ontology annotation, molecular function: protein binding; zinc ion binding. The coding region runs from base 292 to 2118 and encodes 608 amino acids. NCBI's taxonomy places the organism in Eukaryota, Metazoa, Arthropoda, Insecta, Coleoptera, Coccinellidae. Gene Ontology annotation, biological process: synaptic signaling. Gene Ontology annotation, cellular component: plasma membrane.
CACUUUGAAUCACAACAAGCAACAAGUGUCAAUUGUCAGGUGCUAAUGCGGUUAUAAACAACAAUUAUCUCUUAAUUGUUGGUUAUUAAACGAGUAUUUUUGAAUGAUGAAUGAUUUUUCGUAGUUCAAGAAACUAUCCGGGACUGAAAUUCAAUCGAGAAUAUACGGAUAUGUUGGAAAAUCCUCUGCCGACAAUAAUUAGGUUAGAAAUCCCAACCCUUUCAUUACACUUGUUGAAUCGUAAGUGUUGAGAACCUGCUGAGUGAGAAAUAUCAAGGCCUCUGUACAACAAUGAUGGAUCCUUGGAAGAAGAUUGAAAAUGAGAACGGUUUACCUCUUUAUUUCAACGAUGCUACAAAGGAAAAACAAUGGAAUCAUCCCAAAUUUUCAGAGAUCAAGCAGAGAUUGGAUGAAUGCAACUAUGUACGAUAUUCAACAUAUAGAGUAGCCCUUAAAUUCAGAGCAUUACAGCAGGCACUGUCCAUGGAUCUUGUACCUCUUACUCUAGUUGGGGGAGUAUUUGAAAGGCACAAACUUGGAUCAAACGAAGGAGGAUUAUUUCUAGAUUGUUAUGAUUUAGAAGCAAUUCUUCAUGACAUAUAUUUCGCAUGCGAUAAACAAAAUCAAGGGAGUAUAGAUGUGGAGACCUCAACAGAAUUAAUGUUGAAUUUGUUGAUAAAUAUUUAUGACAGUGAGAAAACGGGGAAAAUUCAAGUAUUAUCUGCUAAACUGAUACUGGCCAUUCUUAGCAGUUAUAACACUGCUGAUUUAUUCAGAUUUUUAUUUGAAUUGAGUGCAGACCAUAAUUACUGUGUAACAAGACUGAGAUUGCAACUAUUAUUGAAGAAAAUUACAGAAAUUGUGGAUUUUCUUCAUGAGGAUUCCAAUUUUGGUCGUCAUUUAAUCAGUUCCUCACUAGAUUGUUGUUUUUCACAAUCGCCGGGACUCAUAGGCAUAACAGAGGGACUUUUAGUGUCUUGGUUCAAAAAGGGGCCACAAAUAUUAUCGUGGUUACCAAUAUUAUCGAAAAUCAAACUUGCUGAGACAGUUCACCACAACACUAAAUGUUCUUCUUGCAAAUUGAAACCGUUUACUGGUUUGCGCUACACCUGUUUGAAAUGUGCCAAUUAUAAACAGUGCCAGAGAUGUUUCUUCACUGGUAAAACGGAUGGCGCUCAUAAAUUGUCACACUCGAUGAGAGAGCAUUGUGUUGAGGAAAAUGGCAAAAAAAACGAGAAUAUCCUCUUAAAAAAGAUUCUUGGAAUCUUGAUAUGUUCGUCUAGCAAAAAUCGGCCAAAAAAGAAUGAUGUAGGAACUAAUUCUACAGGGAAAGACAAUAAAUUUUUCAACAGUGACAACCAAAAUGAUGAAGUUACAAGCGAUAUCUCCGAUUUGUCUUCACCAUUAGGUCAACUUCAAAUUAUAAUUCGUCAAUUAGAAAAACAAAACAGGGAAUUGAAUACAAUUUUAUCAUCGGGAGAUCGUAACGCUGAAGAAAUAAAAAUAUAUUUGAGAAGUCACAAAACGCAAGUGUCCAAUCAAAUAAAUAAACUGAAAGUAUUGAAGGAAUAUCUGAAACUUUCAGAUAAUGAAUCUCUUAUCAAAAAAGACAAAAUUCACAUUCAGUCCACCCCAAGGAUAUUGAACGGGGCAAAAUCGAGAAUUUUAUCUAAGGAAAUGGAAUUUCUCAGUCCCAUCGCUCAAACCGAUGAGAAUUGCAGUGAUUCCGAUAAUAUUAAUACGAGUACGCGAAAUACCCUCAACUCAAAUCGAAGUAUUGAUGUAUUUCCCGAGAAUACAGUAUCAAAUACGACGCAGUAUACUUUAGAUGAUAUCAGCAGUUGGAUUGGAGACCACCCUUCCCAGCGUACAGAUAUAUUCAAGAGCAAAUCCAGUUUGUGUUUGGGACGAAAAAUGCAUACAGAUUUAGAUAAGGCUCUGGUGAAACUGGAGCAAAUUUUAGCCAAUAAUUUCACGCUGGAUGAAUCACUGGUGAAUUACGACAAUGGACAACUGAAAUACGCUGUCUCAGAGGUAGAGGGGAUGUUAACAUCGUUCAUUGACACAGUGGAAACUAGUAGAGCUAGUUCUACCCAUGGUUCUACAAACAAAUUUUGAAAAAAAAAAGUUUACAACUAAUAAUGUGCAAGAAUUGGUACCAAAGUGUGAAUCAAUGAAAGAAAUAUAUAAAAUGAUUUCUUUGCGAAAAAUUUUAUCUGUAUUCUAUUUUUGAAUGAAAUUUUUAUAUCGAUUGAAUAAUGAAGUUAUAUUUACGUGGAA